GAAACUGGGAGGAAGCUCUGAGCCUGGAGGGGACCCGCCGCCAUCUCAGGUCUCCAGGCUUUGCCAGGGCUCACUGAAGAAAGCUGACACCCGGGUCCUAUAAUCCUUAUGGGGGACCAACCUUGUGCCUCCGGGAGAGCCACUCUCCCACCUGGAAACACGCGGGAAGCGAAACCUCCGAAAAAGCGCUGCCUCCUAGCUCCGCGGUGGGAUUAUCCGGAAGGAACUCCAAACGGAGGUAGUACCACUCUCCCCUCCGCUCCUCCUGCUGCAUCUGCCAGCCUGAAGUCGCAUCCUCCUCCUCCCGAGAAGUAGUGGAAUAUUUUUCUCCCACCCAAAACCAGUCUAAAGAGAUUGCAUUAUGUCUCCAUGUCUUUGGUGCAUUCGUAAACUAGUUCAGCCAGUGAAGACAGUGAAGAUUAUUUACCAUGCUACGCUGCUUUUUCUGAUGUCCUGCACUUGGAAGUUGUGAAGUUUAAGUCUUAAGAUGUAAUCAGCGUGAUUGUACCUCCUGAAUUUGGAUGAAUUCUAGGACAUGGGCAAGAUCAGCUUGUAGACUUCUAAGACUGAACGUCAUGGCAUGGAUCAUAAUGAACUCACUAAAGCAGAUACUGCUCCUGAGAUGGUCCUGCAAGCAGAUAACCAGUGUGCUCUUUUGCUGAUAUUUUAGUUCUUGCCGUAUAACUUUAAGCUGUCAUAAAUUCAUUAACAUCCCAAUAAAUUUUGUCUCUUGUUGUUGUCUUAGAUAUUACUACUGCCUAAUAAAUAAUGUUUUAAUUAAUACUUCACCUGAACUCCAAAUAUAGCUAAAAUGGA
Molecule: messenger RNA, 816 nt
Organism: Ochotona curzoniae (black-lipped pika)
Lineage: Eukaryota; Metazoa; Chordata; Mammalia; Lagomorpha; Ochotonidae
Gene: NBDY
Product: negative regulator of P-body association
Exons: 3
Coding region: 109-315 (68 amino acids)
Source: RefSeq, a predicted model, not a curated record